Molecule: messenger RNA, 930 nt
Organism: Exaiptasia diaphana
Lineage: Eukaryota; Metazoa; Cnidaria; Anthozoa; Actiniaria; Aiptasiidae
Product: 72 kDa type IV collagenase
Exons: 4
Coding region: 186-563 (125 amino acids)
Cellular component (GO): membrane
Source: RefSeq, a predicted model, not a curated record
GUUGAAUACUCAUAUUCUCUCGCUCUAUUCUUGGUUGUUGCAUUUAGCUGUGUUCAAGCGAAUGUUGCACAGUAUUGCCGUACUGUUGGACAUAUUUGCAGAACGUCGCACCAAGAAUAUUGCAUAGGCGAGAAAAUAAAGACAUCUCAAGUUGACCCUAAUAAAGGGUUACAGUUGGCCUUAACAUGGCCAAGACAGCAGUUCUCCUUUUAUUUUGUCUGCUAUCUGGUGCUGCAGGGCAAAGCUUGAAUUGCAAUUUUGAAAACAAGUUUUGCAACUACAAACAAGACACAAGUGAUACAUUUGACUGGGUUUGGAACACGAAGGGCAAUGGAGGCAUAAACAAUGGACCUGCCACCGACCACACCCUUCUUUCCCCACAGCCAAUUAAGACGAUAGCAGGUAAUGCCAACGGUGCUAAUUGUGUGUUCCCGUUCACCUACAACAAGAAGACAUAUACAAAUUGCAUCAAUAUCAAUCACCCUUACAAAUGGUGCUCUACGACAAGCAACUACGAUAAAGACAAGAAAUGGGGCAAUUGCAUUCCUAAAGGUAAGAAAUAACCAGACCAAUCAAUCAAUCAUUCAAUCGACCAUUCCGAAAUUCAAACAGAGACUGGUCAUAAGCGCAAUGCAGUUUGAAUCACGAAACAAAUUCCAUAAAAAGAAAAUAACACUAAUUGUUGUCUUUCGUUUYAAUUUUCGUUAAAAAUGAACGAUUUUUACACUCGUUCCCAGUCUCCCUUUGAUUUUCAGAAAAGCCAAUACCCAGUCAAUAAUGUCCAAAGGUUCAUAUGUAAAAUACUUGACGAAAAUGCAAUGUUUAUCAUCUGUCUUUUGGUUUUCUUUAUCAAUUCAUUAAAGUAUAAAAAUAUUCACGAAAUUGCACAUUUGUGGAAUGCAAAUUUACCCGGUUUGUCGAUCACGUGCA